Messenger RNA from Drosophila teissieri, 996 nucleotides. RefSeq lists its product as uncharacterized. Bases 140 to 901 code for a protein of 253 amino acids. The record is from RefSeq and is a predicted model, not a curated record. Lineage: Eukaryota; Metazoa; Arthropoda; Insecta; Diptera; Drosophilidae. Gene Ontology annotation, molecular function: DNA binding. The transcript is spliced from 2 exons.
GCAGUUUCCCAUCAAGGAAACCCGUGGCAUCAAAAAAUAAUGAUAACAGUAUCAAAACCUAUUCGUUGUCUAAAGUAUUUCGAUUUAUUCAUCAUCGCUUUUGUGAAAGUAUCUAUAGCGUUUCAAAGUAAACAGGGCCAUGUCACAGACAAACCCGAAACCCAGUGAUAUGCAAUCACUGCGCUGUUUGCACUGCAUGAAGGUGAUCCGAUGCUCCCGCUACGAUACCAGUGAGCUGGUGCGCCACAUCGAGCAGGAUCAUCCGGAGAUAUACGCAGUGACCACGGAUAAAAUCAAGAAUCUGCACAAGCUGGCCGCGGAUCACGGCAUCAGUGAGGAGCGUCUCUCGAAGAUUAGCAAGAUGACGGGUCUGUCCGAGUCCCAAAUGGCUGAAGAGGCAGAGAAAUAUAUGGCCAAAAAGAAGAAGUCUGGUCGUAGUGGUGGAUCUGCCGCCGGCGACCCUGCCGCCGGCAGUGAAGCCUCCUCCAAGACGGAGAAGCCCAGCACCCCGUGUCCAUAUCCACGCCCAGCGGAGAAGUCGACGGCACAUCGGAGGAGCUGCUAUCGCGCCUCCAUCGAGCGCUGGGCUCCGGCGGAGGGACGCAUCUUCUGUCCGUGCUGUGCGACCAGCAGGCGUCCGAUGAUCAAGGCUGCCACAGAGAUCUCGAACAGUGGCUGCUGUGCCUCCUGGGCGGUCGCCUGCUGGCCCUUGUGCUUCCUGCCCUGCCUGAUGUCCUCGGACAACAAGGAAUACCUGUACUGCUCCAACUGCCGCGCCUUCCUCGGCAUCUACGAUCGCGAGAACAGCUGUGUGCAGCCCAGCAGGGAGUUUGUGUCCUGCAGCAAGUCGGUCACGCCGCCGCCCAAAUGUCCGCUCCAGCCACCAAAUGAAAACCUUUGAAUGGACUUUCAGUGGACGUAAUACUUAUUAAAUUGGUUGUGUAUACGUUUGGCUCAGUUUUUAAAUAAAUAAAAGUUGUUUAAUAAUCUUAUAAA